This is a messenger RNA of Dibothriocephalus latus, 546 nucleotides long. The record is from the annotation of a GenBank genome assembly. NCBI's taxonomy places the organism in Eukaryota, Metazoa, Platyhelminthes, Cestoda, Diphyllobothriidea, Diphyllobothriidae.
AUGAGCUUAAAACUGACAGUUUCCCGACUUCAUCGCAAAACCCUUCUGCUAACUCUUCAAUGUUUACCAUUUUUGUGCUUUCAGGAGGACUGCAAGGGUGUGUUCCACCGUGAGUUGGCCGUCACCAAACUAAAGAGUUUUGGUGGACCUGUUCCAAAAAUCUUAGUGCCCAGGGUUUGGGCCAACCCGCGCAAUUUCAACUUCGACAACAUUGGCAGCGCGAUGCUGGCCCUUUUUGAAGUUCUUUCACUGGAAGGCUGGGUGGAGAUUCGGGACGUAAUUAAGGCCAGAAUAGGACCUAGCCAUGUUGUUUACAUUCACCUCUUCGUGUUCAUUGGAUGCAUGAUUGGUCUCACACUAUUCGUCGGUGUUGUUAUUGCAAAUUAUAAAGAAAACAAGGGAACGGCCCUUCUCACAGUUGACCAGAGACGAUGGCUUGAUUUAAAGGGCCGAAUUAAGCUUACGCAGCCGCUGCACAUUCCACCACGCCCAAGUAUGUCUGAGUCCUCUUUUUGUAUCCAGGCAGUGCGCUUAUUGUUCAAAUAA